This is a messenger RNA of Belonocnema kinseyi, 2796 nucleotides long. It is a transcript of the gene Moca-cyp, whose product is annotated as peptidyl-prolyl cis-trans isomerase cyp11. Gene Ontology annotation, molecular function: peptidyl-prolyl cis-trans isomerase activity. Gene Ontology annotation, biological process: protein peptidyl-prolyl isomerization. Bases 260 to 1996 code for a protein of 578 amino acids. Lineage: Eukaryota; Metazoa; Arthropoda; Insecta; Hymenoptera; Cynipidae. The transcript is spliced from 9 exons. The record is from RefSeq and is a predicted model, not a curated record. Gene Ontology annotation, cellular component: intracellular membrane-bounded organelle.
GCUAGACCGUGUAUUCUUAGAUCAUGGUUUAAUCGAUCGUGAUGGUGUAUUGGUGACUUUCAUAAUUCUAACGUUACGUGUGUCUAGAACUCAAAGCUGUCCUGUUUAGGAAUGCGAAGCCUUAUUUAUGCUCGAAAAUUAUUAAAAAAGGAAAAUUUUUAUUCGGUUUGCAACAGGAAAUGGUAUGCCGUCUAAUUAGCUUGGACGAAAAGCAAUUUUUGUUAUCUGCCUGUUACCAUUCAACAAAGAAAGUAAUACCAUGGCGACAGUUAAUCCGCGAGUGUUCUUCGAUAUAGAAGUGGGUGGGUUGCCUAUGGGUCGUGUAAUUUUUGAACUGUUUUUUGAUAUCUGUCCAAUUACCUGCGAGAAUUUUCGUGGUUUAUGCACCGGAGAAAAAGGUAUUGGAAAAACCACGAGAAAACCAUUACACUACAAAGGAAUUGUCUUUCAUAGAGUCGUAAAAGAUUUUAUGAUACAAGGUGGAGAUUUCUCAAUAGGAAAUGGAACAGGAGGUGAAUCGAUCUACGGAGGAACAUUUCCAGAUGAAAAUUUUGAGUUACAACAUGACAAACCUUUUCUCUUGUCCAUGGCCAAUCGGGGUAAAGAUACAAACGGAUCGCAAUUUUUUAUUACAACGCAACCAGCGCCUCAUCUCGACAAUGUGCACGUGGUUUUCGGAGAAGUUGCUUCGGGCCAGGAAGUCAUUUCGCACAUAGAAGGCCUACCUGUAGACCGUAUGUCCCGUCCACUUCAAGAUGCUAAAGUCGUUAACUGUGGUGAAUUGGUUUUGAAAACUAAGAGUAAAGCAAAAAAGCGUGACAAGAAAGAAUCUAGUGUGUCAGAUUCAGACUCCGAUUUCCAUGUGAAAGCUAAGAAGAAAAAGAAGGCUAAAAAAAGUAGGAAAAAGUCAAAAUCCGAAGAUGGAGAGAUACUAGAUUCAAAUGAAGAUGUGGAGGAAGACGAUGGUCAACCGCACCCUCUCGUUUCUGUGACAAAGAUCGAUCCCGAUGAAAUACCUGAAGUACCAGCAAACAAAUUUUUAUAUCGUGCGGGAUCUACCAACAAUGCUAACCAAAAAGAAUUUCGUCAACAUUAUGGACGAGAACGUGUUCGCAGUAACAGACAGACUGGGCGAAUAUUUAAAGGCAGAGGAAUAUUUAGGUACCACACACCUUCAAGAAGUCGUUCUAGAAGUGUGACGCCACCACAUUGGAAACAGGCACAAAAUAGAACUAUCAAACUGCACGAAUUUCAGCAAAUUGAAAAAGACCGCAUGAAAAAGGAAGAGGAUCAAAAAAGACGUGAAACUGAAAGAAAAAGGAAAUUUGAAGAAUAUCCAGAAAAAAGGAGGGACAUUACUGAAAGUCCUAAACAUGAACUCAAUUAUCUAAACCCAGAAGGCCCGGACCAAGCGGAAGGCAAAGAGAAUAAUCAAUAUGAUGAUGAAGAGUCAGGUGACAGCAUUGCUCGUCGCCAGAAUGAGAAUAGGAAUUUAAGGAAUGGAAAUUCAUUGUUUGAUAAAGGGGACUCUAGACAUAGAGACGGGAGAUCCGGACGACGUGAUCUGUACAGAAACAGAUUCUCUAGCCGUGAAUUCACAGAUAGAGGCAAGAGAUUUGUCGGCCGUCGUUCAAGAUCGAGAGAUCGGCGCAGGUCUAGAGAUCGUGAUCGUAAUCGCGAUCGUAGAUUUAGUCGAGACCGAAGAAGGAGAAAUGAAUCGCCAAAGAGGCGAAAUUCUUAUCGUUCGAGAAAAUCAAGUCGAGACAGUCCAAGAAGGAGCAGUCCUAGACGUAACAGUGUUAGAAAAGUUAGUCCAAGUCAUUCUGAAUGGCGCAAUAAUGACAGGAAGUCUCGUAGCGCCGACAGUCGCCAAGAUAAUGAAAACGACAAGAACAAGCAAAAGAAAGAAUAUCUCGCGGACAAUUCUUUGUCUCAGUCCAGAUUUAAACGACAAUCUAGAAGUUCAAGUUGCAGUAGCCGUCACUCCUGGAAUUAACAUUUGGCAGCAUCAUUUUGUUUACAUGCUUCGAAUCAAAAAUAUAUAAUUUGGUUAUUUGGAGUAGCUAAGAACUUUACUUUGAUUAAAUGUUGAAUCAACUUUAUAAUCGAAUUUUAACUUAUAAAAUUUAAUUGGAGAGGUUUGCAUGUUACUAUUGUCCAUAUCUACAUGUUAUAUUAAAAUAUUAUGUUGAUGAAAUUGCUUCUCAUAACGUAUUAAAAAACACAAAUAAAGAGAAAUAUUAGAACUAGAACAUUUCAGAAUAUUUUACAGUGGUAAUCACUAUUUAUGUAGAGGUAUGAAAACUUUUAAGUUGGUAUGUGUAGCCUGCGUAUAAAUCGUAAAACACUAAAUUUAAGUGAAAAAAUGACGACUAGAUAUAGCAUUAUGUUGGAUAAUUUAAAAACAUGUAUGCAAAAUGCAUAACAUGUUAUGCAUUUUUGACAUUCCAAUAAAUGUUACAUAAUGCAAAAAUUUCCAACAAUAUAUAUUAUCAUCAUAUAUCCAUGUUCUUUUAUUUGACGUCGACAUCAAACUAAAACAGCGCCAAAUAAUUGAUUAUUCUGGAUGCGAUGAAAUUUCUUAUUUAAUUAUAGGCAUGUAGAUAAUUCAUGGAAACAUUGUAUUCCGAAUAUGUUAUCAGUUAUUUUGGGAUUUGUUUACCAGCUAUUAUACUCUUACGCAUAAACUCGGAUUCGUAUAUGGAUAUAAAUAAAGAAUUGUAACUGCCAUUACAUAUUUUUCCUCCGAUCGCACUCUACUAGUUUGGAAAUAAAUAAUGGAAAACUUUAAAAUCA